This is a messenger RNA of Closterium sp. Naga37s-1, 1716 nucleotides long. The record is from the annotation of a GenBank genome assembly. NCBI's taxonomy places the organism in Eukaryota, Viridiplantae, Streptophyta, Zygnematophyceae, Desmidiales, Closteriaceae.
AUGGCGGACUUGCAGCGGGUUGUAACGGCUGCGAUGCGCGAGGAGAGGGCCCUGCAGGCGAACCAGCAGUUCCCUCGUGCAUCUGCCGCUCCUCCUCCUGUUGCACCUCCUAUGACUGCACCGGCGGCGGCUCCUCAUCAUCCUCCUGUCCCCCCUGCUCCUUAUCCGUCCCUUCUGCCUGGUGAUUCUGCUCCUCAUGCUGCUGGUGCCGCGCAGCCGUUCCAGACGUUUGUGGGUCCUCCCCGCGCGGCAGAGGUUCCGGAGGCGACCCUUGGGCAGUUGUGGCGCCUCUCUGAGGGUUUGCGGGCUGUGCAUCUGAUCCAGAUGUACGAUCACGCGGGUCUCUCCCGUGGGGACACCCUGGAUGGCGGUUCCCGGGACGAGUGUCUUGACGCCGCGGAUCGGCUCGCGGAGCUCCUGGCGCCCGUGUUGGCUGCGCCCGCGAGGGGAGGAGUUGCGGGCUCUGGCCCAUCUGCCCCUGUUGCUGUUCUGUCCGGUCAGGCUGCUCCUCCUGCACCUCCUGCGGCUGCUGUCGAACCGUCUGCUCCUGCCGCUGGUCUCGAUCCUGCGCCACCUGCACCGUCUGCUCCCGUCGCUGCGCAGUCUGCCCCCGUCGUCCCUGCUGCGCUACCUGCCGCUGUUGUCCCCCUUGCGGCGAUCCCCGCCGUUGCGCAGUCGCCGCUGGCGGUGUCCGCCACCACUGGCGGCCCGGUUCCGUCGGUUGCGCCCUCAGCGGCGGGUCAAUCCGCGCCUGCUGUGGCCUCGAUGGCCCCGGCAGGUCAGCCGUCACGCCCCCCGUCACCUGACCGCCGCCCGUCCCGCCCCCAUUCCCCCGCGCCCCACCAGGAGCGCAAGUCGUCUCGUCGCCGUCGUGAUUCUCCACGGCGUUUCCAGCAGCCGUCUCACUGGCCUGCUCACCCCGGUGGUCAGGGGGACUGGAGGGGUCCCCGCGGGCGCGGUGGUGGUGGGGGGUACCGCCCGCCGGUGACGAUGGCAGAUCUUCAGCGGGAAGUGUCGAGGGCGGUACGUGAGGAGAGGGCGUCGCAGAGCCAGAGCAGUUCGAUGCGCGCCUCGCCGGCCCAAGAGGCUCCACGCCAGCCUGUGCUCCCCUUGAGUCCACCGCCUGUCGCUGCACCCCCUCCUCAGGUUCAUAUCCCAACGGCUCCUGCUCCCGCUCCGUCGGCGCUCGCCCCUGGAGCGCGUCUUCGCUUGCCGCCGGUUCCGCCUGUUGCGGGGGUGGAAUUUGUGGCCGCUGGUGGCGGCGCUUUUGCGGGGCAGUAUUCGCAUCCCGCUGAUGAAGAUCAGCCGCUCCUGUUCCUGGCGGAGGCGCUUCAGCCUCCGCAGACUUGUGUUCCAGAGGCGAUGCUAGGUCAGCUCCAUCGCCUCGCUGAGAGUCUUCACGCGCUGCUGCUGAUUCAGGUGGUUGCACAUUCAUCUCACCUCGUAAUCCCUCCUGAGUCCUUCCGUGGCCGCCAGCGUGACACUUGCCUGGACGCGGCAGACCAGCUCGCAGUGCUCCUGGCGCCCGUGCUGGCUGCGCCCGCGGAGGGUGGCGCUGCCGCUGCGGGACAGCUUGACGAGGCUGUCCGGGGCUUGAGGCGGCAUUUGCGCGCUGGAUCUGGAGCCGCGGCGAUCGGCGCAAGCACGCUUGUGGUCCGGGAGCUGUGGCGCUCCCUGACGGGCGUUCUUCACGCCCUUGGAGCUCACCGCAUGUAG